Molecule: messenger RNA, 1574 nt
Organism: Apus apus (common swift)
Lineage: Eukaryota; Metazoa; Chordata; Aves; Apodiformes; Apodidae
Gene: SOX11
Product: SRY-box transcription factor 11
Exons: 1
Coding region: 335-1549 (404 amino acids)
Biological process (GO): neuron differentiation; positive regulation of transcription by RNA polymerase II; negative regulation of transcription by RNA polymerase II
Molecular function (GO): RNA polymerase II cis-regulatory region sequence-specific DNA binding; DNA-binding transcription activator activity, RNA polymerase II-specific
Source: RefSeq, a predicted model, not a curated record
GGGCGCGGAGCCGCAAGUUUGGCAGAAGGGGAAGCGCGCGCGGCUCGGCGCGGGGCGGCGGCGGCGCGAGGCCGGGGCAGGGGCAGAGCGCGCGCACCAGCCCAGCCGCGCCCCAGCCCGCCCGCCCGGCCGCGGCGGCCGCCGGGGCUGCGGGCAGCAGCGGGCAGCGCCCGCCGGUCCCCCCCGCGGGCUCCGCCUUGCAGCGCGGCUGAGAGCUCGGCUCUGCUGGCAGCAGGGGCAAGGUGCGGCGGUGGGAGGGGGCGGUGGAGCGGCUUUGUUGGCUCGGAGGGGAGCGGCGCGGCGGAAAGAGCGGCGCUUCGGCGAGAGCCGCACCAUGGUGCAGCAAGCGGAAAGUACGGAGACGGAGAGCAACCUGCCCCGGGAAGCGAUGGACACAGAAGAGGGCGAGUUCAUGGCUUGCAGCCCGGUGGCUUUGGACGAGAGCGAUCCGGACUGGUGCAAAACGGCGUCCGGGCACAUAAAGAGACCGAUGAACGCAUUCAUGGUGUGGUCUAAGAUCGAGAGGAGAAAAAUCAUGGAGCAGUCCCCGGACAUGCACAACGCUGAGAUCUCCAAGCGCCUGGGCAAGCGAUGGAAAAUGCUGAAGGACAGCGAGAAGAUCCCUUUCAUCCGGGAGGCGGAGAGGCUGCGGCUCAAGCACAUGGCCGAUUACCCCGACUACAAAUACCGGCCCAGAAAAAAGCCGAAAAUGGACCCGACGGCCAAGCCCAAUGCCAGCCAAAGUCCGGAGAAAAACGCACCCACCAGCAGCAGCGGCGGUAGCAAAAGCGCCAAGAGCUCCAGCAAGAAGUGUAGCAAGCUGAAAGCCUCCUCCGCUUCCUCGCCCCCCAAGCCGGGAGCCAAAGCCGCCCACCACGGGGACUAUGCGGGGGACGAGUACGUCUUCGGCACCCUGAAGGUGAGCAGCAAGACGGUCAAGUGCGUCUUCAUGGACGAGGAGGAGGAUGAGGAGGACGAUGAGGACGAGCUGCAGCUGCGGAUCAAGCAGGAGGCGGAGGAGGAAGACGAGGACGAGGAGCCGGGGCCGCAGCAGCUGCGGCGGUACAACGUGGCCAAAGUGCCGGCCAGUCCCACCUUGAGCUCCUCGGCGGAGUCCACCGAGGGGGCGAGCCUCUACGAGGAGGUGCGGGGCGGUGCCGCGGCGGCGGGCGGCGGCAGCAGACUCUACUACAGCUUCAAGAACAUCACCAAGCAGGGCCCGCCGCCGCCGCAGCAGCCGCCCGGCCUCUCCCCGGCCUCCUCCCGGUCCAUCUCCACCUCGUCGGCCGGCAGCGAGGAGGCGGACGACCUGCUCUUCGACCUCAGCCUCAACUUCUCCCAGCACGGCCACACCGCCGCCGAGCUGGGGGCGGGCGCCGCCGCCGGCAACCUCUCCCUUUCGCUGGUGGACAAGGACCUGGACUCCUUCAGCGAGGGCAGCCUCGGCUCCCACUUCGAGUUCCCCGACUACUGCACCCCGGAGCUGAGCGAGAUGAUCGCGGGCGACUGGCUGGAGGCGAACUUCUCCGACCUGGUGUUCACGUACUGAGCGGGGGCGGCGAGGCAGCGGCGGA